Molecule: messenger RNA, 2380 nt
Organism: Anolis sagrei ordinatus
Lineage: Eukaryota; Metazoa; Chordata; Lepidosauria; Squamata; Anolidae
Product: cdc42 effector protein 2-like
Biological process (GO): positive regulation of actin filament polymerization; regulation of cell shape; positive regulation of pseudopodium assembly
Cellular component (GO): cytoplasm; membrane
Molecular function (GO): small GTPase binding
Source: RefSeq, a predicted model, not a curated record
UGAAGUGGCAGGUUUGGUACCCUUGGCGGCUCAGAGAAUAUGCAUUGGACCCACAUUUUCCUGCAGCAGGCAUUUGCACCAAAGGUCUGUCCUCAUUCAAAACCUGACCUUCCCCUCCAGGCCUUGACUAGGAGUUGUGUUUGUGAUAGAGCCAACUUCCCAUGGGAAGGAUGGUAGGUAGAUACAAAGGAGGAGACAGUCACAGAAGCCUGAAAGUCGAAAGAAAGUCACACCCACACACCUCUUUCUCGGCCACCUUGUCCUUCCUUGCCCUGCCAAUGGGAUUGUAGGAGCGUAUUAUGCAACGUGUCAGAAUGAAGAGGGCCUCAUCCAGACGACUUGAGAAUUGGCAGGGAGCAGCUAUUCAAGGAGCAAGAGCAGAAGAAGGGCAGAGGAAAUGGGAUAAGCCUCUCUUACAUAAGAGGAGCCCAUCCCCGGCCCAGGGCACCUGCCUCUCCUCCUCUUUCUCCAAUCAGGAGGCUGCAACUUUGAGGAGGAAGGCUCUGGAACUCUACUGAAGGCUCUGGAGCCCUACUGGCAAUGACUUUGGGUUGGAUCCCAUUUGGCGUGACCUGGUGCUCCCUGUGUGAUCUCCUCCCCACUCAUAGUUCUUCCGGUCAACCCAUUUUGGUUAUUAAUACAGCAGGAUAACCUGGAUACUUGUGUGCCCAGGUAACUAGCAAAGGUGCCCUCCAGAGAACGGGCAUUAGUUGUUGCCGGGCAUGGUACACCUCACAUCUCUUUGGCCAGGAAGGGUCUGCAUGGGAAGGACAAUGCAGAAUGCCUCUCGACAGUGACAGCUGAGCAGGGAAGGGCAGCACUGAGCAAGCACGCUUUCUGGAGGAACCAGAAGUGAACCAUCGAUAACCGACAUCUGUGAGAAGAGCAUUUGCACGACAACCAACCGUGAGAAGAACAUUUGCACAUUUCUGGCCAGUUUUUGUGGGCAAAGGAGAUGCCAGCCAAGACACCCAUCUACCUGAAGACGUCGACCCCCAAGCGGGGCCGGAAGCUUCGCCUACGGGACGUCCUGUCGAGCGAUAUGAUCAGCCCACCGCUGGGCGAUUUCCGACACAGUGCCCACAUUGGCCUGGACGGGGAGGGCGACAUGUUUGGAGAGCUCUCCUUCCUGCAGGGCAAGUAUGACCUCCUGCCCCGGCUGGGACGCCACAACAGUUCCUCGGGGAUGGAUGACCCAUUUGGCCGCUGUCCUCCUGGGGCUGGUUACCGCACCCUACUCAAGAGUGCCAUCUCUUUGCCUGUGUUCAAUGGGGGCCAGGAUCAGGCCCCACCCAAGCCACCACGUCUACAUCUGGAUGAGAUGCCCAACGGAGGGCAACAGCGCUCUAUGUCCAUCAGCUGUGCCGAAGGCUGCUUUCACAGCGGGGCCCAGGGCCUCUCCUUCUCCGCCAUGGCCCCUUACGACCCAUUUCCUGCCUCUGUCUCUUUUUCAUCCCCCUCUCCAGAGGGUUGCUUUGUGGGGGGAACCAACAGCAGUAGGAACCACCACACGGACAACCAGGAGCAGCCCUACUCCUGCGGGACGGCCCUGCCUCGCUCUGAGUCCCUGCUGCACCUUGACCUUGACCUGGGCCCUUCUAUUUUGGAUGACGUCCUGCGUAUCAUGGAGGAGUACCAACAGCCUGGCACAAAAGCUCUGUAGCUCAGCAACGCAUCCUCUCUGCCAGGCUCAAGAAAGGAGGCUGAUCUGGGGGCAGCCCCAAGGAAAACUGGCUCGUCUAGGUGAGGAACAAUCUCCAAGCAGAUCCUAGAGAGACGCGCACAGUGGGUGUCGUGCUACUCAUUGCUCUGGCUCAUCCUGGAGAUGCCCAAUGUCCCCACAGGCAUUGGCUGCACAAAAGGCCACAGGUUGGAGGUCAUUGACAUGUCCUACGGCAUGAGGAACAGGACUCUUCUGAAGCUCACUAGCAGCCAAAGCCAUGCCAAACAUGCUCCAGUGUUGCAGAAAGGACGAGGAUCAGACUGGGGCAAAGAAGGCUAUCUCCCAGAAUAAUGUCUCCAAGAUUUAAAGCCCAUAAGCAAGGCAUGAGGGCUAUAAUAGUGCUCCGAUUCUCCGUUAUGAAAAACACAGCUUCUCUCUGUGCAUGUUCUAUCUCCAGCCAUCAUGGACUGUGAUUACUUGCUAGUGGCAUCCUCCAUAGACUAUUUCUAAAGGCAAUUCAGUGGGGUGGUUAUUAUAACCACAUUUUGAGGCUGUGUCGCUUUCCCUAAUUAUGUGAAAAUUCAAGCUGUUACCUGGCUGGAAUCACUCCAAUUCCAUUGAGUUACCCCUUCAAGUUCAAGUAUUUGUGAGCGGGCAAGCAAAAUUGUCUGUAUUCACUCCACAGUGUGUAUCAUUUGAUAAAUUGUCUUGAUUGCG